AUGACAAAUUCUAACUGCUCUGUUUACAAUGAGGCUGUGGAAAUUGCCAUGAACAUCCUACUAAUUUUGGAAUUUUUGCUGGGACUCACAAGCAAUGCUAUUGCUCUGUGGACAUUCUACUUCCGUUUGAAAAUUUGGAAGCCACACGCUGUCUACUUGCUCAACCUGGUUAUCGCAGAUGUCUUGCUGAACAUUUGCCUGCCGUUUCGACUGGUGCUUGCUCUCAGGUUUAGCACUAUAGAGAAAUGGGAUUAUAGAGAUCUACUCUGUUCAGUAAUACUCUUUGCACUGUCUCUUUCCCAAGCUGUCUCCAUCGCAUUCCUCACUGCUGUGGCUCUGGAUCGCUAUUUCCGGGUUGUCCACCCUAACAAUAAAACCAGCUUUCUCACAGCCAGGAAUGCUAGAGUCAUUGCUUGCUUGGUUUGGCUUUUAGCAAUUGGAUUGACUGUUGAGAUCCUGGUUGCUCCUCGACCCAAAAACUCUACUGAGUGCCGCAGUUUCACCCUACAAGGAGAGGCCAAUUUCUACAGCAUCUGGCAUGUCAUCAUAUUCUUUUUGGAGUUUCUCGUUCCCUUUGGCCUCAUUUUGUUUUGCACAGUUGGCAUCAUCAGGAAGCUGAAGAAGAGCCCUCGUGAUUUGAGCAGUCAACCUAAGCUGCAGAAAGCCAUGUUGUUAGUGAUUGCAGUGGUGGUGGUGUUCGGAGUUUGCUUCCUGCCUAGCGUGUUGGGCAGAGUGCUUGUGUAUAUUCUCCAAAGCUUUGAAAGUUGUGCAGCGUUUCGUUUUGCUGUGAAUGUAUUUGAUGUUACUAUCUGCUGGACCUAUCUCAACAGUGCUUUGGACCCCAUCGUGUACUGCUUCUCAAGCCCGACUUUUCGAAGUUCCUAUAGAAAGAUCUUUAACUCUCUAAGGGUGAGAAGAAAUGAAGUGGAACCUCAGACCUUGGACAUUUCCAAAGAUUCUGAAAGUUGAAGCCAUUGGAAAGAUUCUGAUAAUCUCUAAUGUUUAUGCCAGGCUGGAAAGGAAACUUUUCCCCCCCACGUUACCAUGUCUUAUCCUGCAAAUGAAGGGUCUGUCAGAACUCAGCUGUUCUAAAUCCUUUCAUUCCAUUGGGCUGGAAUUCUAAAAUAUAAAAAGAUAGCAGCAUGAAGGUCCAUUUAACACCCAGUCCCCUACAAUCACAGAAGAUGGACCAUGCAAGAGACACCCAUAACAUCCUUAAGGAUCAUCGGUCGCUGCUGAAUGCCCUAAUCAAGACCUAUGCAGUGUAGUUAUAGCUGUUUCGGUCCCAGGAUAUCAGAGAGACAAGGUGGGUGAGGUAAUAUCUUUUACUGGACCUCUGUAAAAGAGCUCUGUUGAGUCCAUGAUUUCUAGUGAUCAGCAGAGUUAUGACCCUGGAUUUAUGGAUUAUUACAAAUCUAUAAUCCACUAAUCCCCUUUUUGUCCUAUGACUGCAAAGGUUAACAGGCCACUCUACCUUGAAUGGUCCCUUAGAAUAUUAGCUAGCUACUUCUGCUAACCAAUCUCUUCCACCUUGUAUUUAGCUGUAACAUUCUCAGCAUCUUUCCCAGAGCUGAAGAAGCUCUGUGUGGUGUGAAAGCUCGUCUCUCUCACCAACAGAAGUUGGUCCAAUAAAAGAUAUUACCUCACCCUAGCAAAGACCUGCCAGUCUGAGUCAGGGCAUGCAGGUUGUCCAUUGGAAUCCAGGUUUCCCUCCAUCCCUUACACACACACACACACACACACACACACACACUGAAAGACCAGUUCUGAGCUAUACAAGAGUAAAAAAGUAUCAAAUGUUGAGUUAUAUUUUCUGCCAGAACUCAGGGAUUUAAAGAGUCAAAACCUGUUUGUUCCAGCACUUCGAAAAAUUCUGUACUGCUUCAGACUAUACUAUGUAUGAGGGACAUGAAUGGAACAUGAUUUUCUUUACAAUGACUGCACAGCCUGUAUUUUUUGCAAAGGGAAGGAGGUGGGAGAAGAUGGAAGGACAUGCAUGCCUGGUGUUGGAAAAAGCCAGUGUCACUAAAAGCAUGGCGAAAUCAUUUAAGAGUGGUUUAACCACAUAAAAUAUGACCCUGUCCAAAAUUAGUGAAAUUUGCAUUGUAAGCGCUGGUUGAACAGUUUAAAGCUACUUGUGAACUCUGCCAUCCUAAGCAUUUUGCCAAACCUAUUCAGAUUUUGUUUAUGGAAAAGCACUGGACCAAAUUCCAAUCUCAUUUGCACCAGUGUAAUUCCAGAGUAACUCCACUGCUGCCAAAAGACUUCCUACUGCCGUUGAGCUUGUCAGGCACUGAGGAUGCUAAACUGAAACUGUAGAAAAUUGUGAUAGAAGACCUUUUCUAAAGGAUGCAGGUGAUCCAUGAUUACAACAUUGCAGGAAUCAUUGUUCAUGGUUUUUGAUGAACUAGAGUUUAGCCUUGCAUACGUUAUGGCAUGUCCUACAGCUGCAGACCACCAGCAGUGGAAAGUCUGUCCUCAAGGCAUCUCAGCAGCACAAGAUACUUGCAAUCCCCAAACUGGUGAAUGUAGCCCAGAAAGUGGAGUGGGGAGGCCAGGAUGCCAGAGCAAUGUGCAGAUGUACAUACUGCAGGCAACGUCUGCCAGUGGGGCACUGUGGAGCCCUGUCCAAAGGAAAAAACUGUUCCCCCCUGGUGGAACACCUCCAGGAGGGAACCAAUUCAAAGAUCCUUUGGCUUUUCUGUGCCUCAUUGUCUACUUCCCCCUGUUUGCACUCAUGCAGAGGGACCCUGCAAAACCAGAUUCCGUGCAGUAGGUGAAGCUCCCAGCUGGUCCCUCACAUAUCCAGUCUCACUGUGGAACCACAUCCAUUCCAAAGGUGGGAGGGGGGCAAGGAAAUCCCUGCAGAUGAUGGAUUCUCCUUUUCUUAUCCGCUAUGCUGAUGGCAUUUUCUGGCACUGCUACCAUUAAGGAGGAAGCUGUUCCGGAAGUUAUAUUGUAUUGUGGGGAAGAGACUGAAUUACCAGCACAGAAAGUCUAUUUCUAGAAGCCCUGUCUGCUGAAUCCAUUCCCUUCCCCUUCUCGUCUAGUUUUUAUAUAGUGAGAAAGAAGAUAUUUUAGGUUUUAGCAGUGCCUUCCACUACACAAAAAUUUAUUACAACACUAAUGAAUUUUAAUCUAAACUUUAGUCGACACAUGUAUAUGAAUGUCUGUUAGUAUUAAACAGAAAUGCACUUUUACACAUGAAAUGUCUGUAGGAAAUACUUAAAGUCAAAGAAAAGUUUUCUGGAGUUACCAUUUUUGUGGUGUGAAUAAAAUAUUUUAGUACAACUCUCAGAUGAAGAUCCUUCUACUUCCUCCGACCAACCCCACAUCGUAGCUUGAAUUUAUUCUGGGAGCUACAGCAUUUCAUUGUAGGAAUGUGAACAGCUACCAUGUACAGUACUGAGUUCUUAGGAGGAAAUCCCGGUAGUACCUGGGUUAUAAUAUGUGAUGAUUUUCUGUUGUUCAGUUACCAGCCUUUGCAACUGCUCCAUCUGUUCCAUCAUCACCUGUUCCUGCUGCCCUGGGCUCUGUAAAUAGCACCAA
This is a messenger RNA of Mauremys mutica (yellowpond turtle), 3549 nucleotides long. It is a transcript of the gene GPR31, whose product is annotated as G protein-coupled receptor 31. Gene Ontology annotation, cellular component: membrane. Gene Ontology annotation, molecular function: G protein-coupled receptor activity. The coding region runs from base 1 to 969 and encodes 322 amino acids. NCBI's taxonomy places the organism in Eukaryota, Metazoa, Chordata, Testudines, Geoemydidae. The transcript is spliced from 2 exons. The record is from RefSeq and is a predicted model, not a curated record. Gene Ontology annotation, biological process: G protein-coupled receptor signaling pathway.